AUGAUGACUUCCCGUAAACAAAACAAUGGCCAGAAUCCACCCAAACCUCUCACCCCGGCGCUCAGUGCAGCUUUUCAUCGUGCCAGCAAGCCUCUGACCCCCAGACUCGCCAAUCCGGGAGGCUACCCCUCGAGGAAGCUAGCUGCCGACCAUGUCCCUCCCAGCUCCCUCAAGGGGAGUCCCUCCGCAUCUCCCGGCCCGUUCCUGAAAUCCAAUAUCACCCCACGAUCAGGUCCUCGAUUGAAGAAUGCUAAGCAAGAUGAAAGAUUCACCCCUCCAACGAGCCCACCAACACGCACUCUACACUCCCGACAGCCGUCUCUCAACUCCCAGAUCAGUGCCGCUGGUACGGCUGCGAGUAAUACUGUGAAGAGUCGCAAGGGUGGGAGCCCUGUCCGCUCGAAUACGAAGCCGGACCUCUCGAAAAUUGCCACUACCAAACCAAUGGAUAUGCUUACACCGCCUCUCGGUCGCACCUCACGGCCAAGUUCCCUCGCCGAGGGCUCGGGCGAGUCAUCGCCCAUGUUUUUCCACGCCUCCAACGCACAGUCUGUUCUCUCCGACUCAGAUGAAAAGCCUACUAUUAAUUUCAGACCCGUCACAACAUUUGUAUACGCCAAUGGAGCCGUGGAACACCAAGCAUCGCGAAUGGUGGAGUCAAGUCCGAUAAUCCCUUCUUCCCGGCGCCCUGCACGUGCCAUGCGUCCUUCGCUCCUCGGGAUUCCUCAAGGCACUCCUUCUCCCCGACUGAUGUCUCCUAGAUUUCUGGAUUCAUCCUCUCGGUUCGGUGAUGACGCCCGUUCAACAAUCAGCUCACUUGCUGACGAUGCGUCCGAUGUUGGGUCGCAGGUGCGUUAUCCCAUGUCCAGGACUCUGAACGGAAGCCGGCCACCUUUAUCACAAGGAGAACAUGGGAAGUCGGCUAGUACAGACCUUACCCUUCGUCGCACUCCAUCGCGCGACCUGCCACCGAAUUCCGCAGUGAUAUCCCCUUCGGCUUCUCAUACCAGCCAUGAUGCCAUUCCCCCGGUUUCCGUCACAGGACGCCGUCCUCGUAUCUUCAGCAACAGCUCCAAUGCUUCUGCUGACACGCAUGUGUCUCGAUCACAUAGCCCAGGAAAGCUGGACGCAGGGCUUGAACCCAUUAAAGAAGUUAAUUCUCGUAUUGAGCGCAAAAUCAUGGAUCUGGAGAUCAGUAACUCAUCUCUUCUCGCCAUAAAUCGCACAUUGGAGCGCGAAAUGCGUAAACAGAAUGCCGAACUGCGAAGAUUCCGACGCCUGAGCCGUGCAGGCCGCCUGUCUUUAAUUCCCGCUCGUUCCCUGGAAUCGCUUCAAGCUGCGGGUAAAGAUAAUGAUCAAGAAGAGCCAGACCAAAAAUCAUCCGCUUCUGACUCAGAUAAUGACUCUGAACCCAGUGAGGAGGACUCUAACGCCGAUGAUUCGGGUCAGGGCCAGGAGUCAAACUCGGACAAUGACACCCGUCUCAGGGUCGGGGAUGAGAAGAAGGUGUAUAUCGAUCUUGCUCGCCAUCAGGAGCUCCUGGCUGGCAGUAGGAAAAUGAAUCACAGCCUCAAGCGUUGCCUGGCAUGGACAGAGGAUCUUAUCAAGGAAGCCCGCAAAGCCCUUGAAUACAAAGUCCGUGCCAAUGAUGCUUCACUUGGUGGAAGAGUACUCCCACCAGAAGAGUUGACAGAUAUCGAAGAGAGCAGUCAUGGGCUACUGAGUCCAAGCGCUGUGUCCCAUCUCAAUGCCUUGAUCCGCAUCCUCAGCCAGGCUCCCAAAGUUUCAUAUGGGAACGGCAACCUGGUUAUCCCACUACCCGGUCUGGCCUACGACGUGCCAGCUAUGCCUGGGUGA
Messenger RNA from Monascus purpureus, 1857 nucleotides. The record is from the annotation of a GenBank genome assembly. NCBI's taxonomy places the organism in Eukaryota, Fungi, Ascomycota, Eurotiomycetes, Eurotiales, Aspergillaceae.